This is a messenger RNA of Penicillium samsonianum, 2355 nucleotides long. Its product is annotated as COG1/VPS51 family protein. Gene Ontology annotation, cellular component: COG complex; Golgi apparatus. The record is from RefSeq and is a predicted model, not a curated record. Gene Ontology annotation, biological process: intra-Golgi vesicle-mediated transport. Bases 1 to 2355 code for a protein of 784 amino acids. Lineage: Eukaryota; Fungi; Ascomycota; Eurotiomycetes; Eurotiales; Aspergillaceae. The transcript is spliced from 3 exons.
AUGGCUCCUGAGGCACCCGAUCCUCAAAGCCUGAAGUCAUGGCAUGAUGCAUUCCAAUACCCAAUUCCCACGGUCCGCCGUGUGGAACAAGAGCUGCGCCGGGAUAUCGCGAGCAAUAGGGAGAAGCUCCGAGCUCUCGUGGGGACGCGAUAUCGUGACUUAGUUGGAACUGCUGAGACAAUUGUGGCUAUGAACCGAGACAUUCAAGACGUGGAAUCCAUUCUGGCCGAUGUUGGACGCCGGUGCAACCCCCGACUUAUAGAGAGGAAGCAUGUUCACGUCCGGCAAAUAAAGACUGGCGAUGCCGAGAAAGAUGCAGAGAAGCACGCAUUCGGAGCGCAGCUUUCCCUCCUUCACCGCUGUACAACCUCCAUUAGCCGGCUUUUGCGACGUCGCAGCUCGCUCCUGUUGGUUGCGAAGAUUCUGGUUGUUUCCCGAUCACUGCACAACACAUUAUCGAAACAUGAAUCACUCCCUCCAUUCCUUGAUGAUCUCUGGAAGCAGGUAGCGUCCCUUCGGCAAACACUUCUUAAACGGAUUAAUAAACGCCUUGCCUCUACAAAUGCCACAGAAGACAUUAUCAUCGAAUCAUUGGCUGCCUAUUGCCUUGUAGAGAGCCCUUCUUCCGAUGAUGCGAUUCGUCAUUUCCACCGAGUGCGCCUGGACAUCAUUGUUAGCCAGUUGGAUACGUCUCGUGAGAACAUUCCCAGGGCUCUCCAGCUGUUUGUUCGGACACUUCAGGCCUCAAAGGUUUUGCGAUCUCAUCGAUUCUCAGAUGUGCUCUUGAAACUUAAAGCUCGACCCCUCCUCGCCGACCCAGAGAUCCAGAGUCUAGAUGGGCUGGAGGUUGGAGUUCUUGGCCGCUGGGUAGCUCCAGAUGUCAAAAACUUCACACCCUGGAUCAAGCUCAGCGAACUAAACAGAACGCAGGGCGUGGAAUCAAUCAAGGAAUGGUCACUCGAGGCUUUCAAGAAAUUGUCCGAAGGCUGCCAAAAGAGCCUGGCCCACAGCACUGAUUUCUCCGAGCUCCUCUCUCUCCGUACAGAGACUGUGGAAUUGUGGCUAUCAUCCUGGGGCUCAACCACCAUUCACAGCUCAGUGAAUGUCCUCGAAAGUCUCCGAAAUGUCUUCAAUGAGCAGCUCUCCAGAAUCUUGAAUGUGCAAGCACAAGGCCUAGACGAAGUUGGUACUCAAGUUUCAUCUAUAAUAUCAGACUGGGAGAACACCGACCACAGCUCCGUCGGAUCUCUGUGGGACGCCGAUCUCAUUACCGCAGAAUACACGAACGGUGCACAGGCAUUCAAACGAACCGUCGCAGACAGAUUAUUGGGUCGUGACGAAGACGUUUCCACCGUCCUUAUGAAGUAUCAAGCAUGGCUGGCAUCAAUCCAAGAAGUCAACGAAUCCAUCGAUUCUCUACGCCGCACGCGAUGGUCCGACAUUCUCGUCGGAGGUGAAGUCGAAGACGAAGAUAUUGACAUCACACCACGACUCAACGAAGAUGAUCCCCGACACCUAUCGGAUUCUCUCCACUGUGCCGUUCGCGACGCAUUCAGUAAUCUCCAGACAUCAUUCAGCAGCGCUUUCAAGUCAUUCACCCCCUCGCAUUCAAGUGAAAAAGCCACUUUCCUACUGAGGCUUAUACGACUCAUCCGGCGAGAUAUCCCCGCCGGCUUUGUAUCUGGAGACUUUGUCUUCUCGAGUGAAAUCGUCCCUGAUCUACAGAAUUUGCUUGCAACAGAAGUAGUCGCCAAGGCUGGCUCGUUGAGCUUGAUCCCGUUCCCCAAGAGCAACCCCCAAACAGGCAAGAUUAAGACCGUGCCCGGCCGAUCACUCUGGGAAGGCGAGCCUGCCAUACCGGUUCAGCCCUCGGCUUCGAGCUUCAAGCUCCUGCGCCGUCUCACUUCCUCGAUGGAUACUUGCGGAUUGGACCUGUGGGAUCCGUCCACGGUGCAGGCGUUGAAGCAGGAAUUGAAAAGGAAACUUGGGGCGGCUAUCUCAUCUGCUUUGGAUGAUCUCGAUAGCGAAGAUACCGCUAGCAAGACUGAGACUAAGGAUGGUCAACCCACUGCCAACGGAGAUAAGGACGAGGAAGAUAAGACUGCGGAGAAACCAGAGACCCAAAGCCCGGACCCAGAUCAAGUCGAGGGCCUGCGCGACUGGAAAGUCCAGCUAUUCUUCGACUCUAUAUAUCUGUCUCAGAUGCUCGGCGAGCGAAAUCAGCUGGCUGAUGUCGUCGAGCGUGCUCAGAAGAGCGCUGGUUCCAGUGCGGAGACUGUUAAGACUAUCAAGAAGCUUGCAACUGAGUAUUGGACUCGGACGGAGCUGCUGUUUGGUCUCUUGGUAGGAAACUGA